UCUCUUUGGAUCUGGAGAGGAAAGGAAAGAGACAUGUGGCUGAAUAUGUCAGAAGAUCAAUUCCCAAGACACUAGCCUGUGAAGAUCCUUUGGCUGUGGUGAGGAGUUAUUCUUCAAUCAUCUGCUGGUCAGAAAUUGAGGAGAUGUCUUCAACUUGAAGGAGUUAUCAUCUCUGGACAUUUCACUUUGGAUUCCUGUUUUGACUCUCAGAAACUAUUGUCGACUGAGAGGAGCAGAGCUUUCUGAGGCUGGAACUACCUGCCAAUGGCUAAGUCCACCACACCUGAGCAGCUGGAAUCUGUUCUAGACACCACAGUGCAGAUGAGCGCAAACUCGAGUUUAGAUCCUGUGGCUGAGGCAUAUGGAGAAUUUACCUUAAUCUAUGGGAUAGAGAUCCUCUCUCUGGUCAUUGCCCUGGUUGGGCUGGUGGGGAACAGCAUCGUCCUGUGGCUGCUGGGCUUCCGCACCCGGAGGAGCCCCUUCUCUGUCUACAUCCUCAACCUGGCCGUGGCUGACUCCCUCUUCCUUGGCAGCUACUUUGGGCUCCGCAUGUGGAGAAUUGUUGGCAAUUUAAACUCUCUCUUCCUGAAGCUGCUAUGGCUCUGCCUCCUAGGCCUUCCCUACUCUGUGGGCCUGAGCUUGCUGGCUGCGAUCAGCACUGAGCUGUGUCUCUCUGUGCUCUUCCCCAUCUGUUACACAUGUCACCGGCCCAAGUGCAUGUCUGCGGCUGUGUGCGCCAUCCUCUGGGCUCUGCCAGGCCUGUACUGGGGAGCAUUUGUGGCUCUUUAUUUCCUUAAAAAUGACCACUUCUAUGAUCUCUACUUCCUUCUGCCCUUGGUACAGUACGGGUGGUUCCUCCUCCUGACCUGUGUGCUCUGCGUGUCCUGCCUGACGCUGGUGCUGAGGGUCCAGUGCAGCUCCCAGCGCAGGUGCCCACCCAGGCUCUACCUCCUGGUGCUGCUCACAGUCCUCGUGUUCCUGCUCUGCGGCCUGCCCAGGGGGAUUCUUGAAGCACUUUGGAUUUUUACAGACUUCCCUAUAAUGCCUUAUAGGAUCUCCAGGCUCCUGGCCUGUGUGAACAGCAGCGCAAACCCUUUCAUUUACUUCUUCCUGGGCAGCCAGUGGUGUAGAAGAGGGAGGGAGCCGCUCAGGGUGGUCCUGCAGAGGGCCCUGGGGGAGGAGCAGGUGGGGUCGGGUGGGGGGAGGGAAACUUCCCACCCCAACACUAUGGAUAAAUUAUCCUGAGGAUGAGAACAAGAUGCUCAGACAAGGGAGUCCAUGAGGUGACCUGCCUCCAUCAUUUCUGUGAAUGGGGAAGUUUUGGGGCCUGGAAUGUAGCUGCGGUUUUACUGAGAAUCACGUACCUAAAUAAAAGUUAACCAUGAUAGUC
Molecule: messenger RNA, 1390 nt
Organism: Monodelphis domestica (gray short-tailed opossum)
Lineage: Eukaryota; Metazoa; Chordata; Mammalia; Didelphimorphia; Didelphidae
Product: mas-related G protein-coupled receptor member X4-like
Biological process (GO): G protein-coupled receptor signaling pathway
Cellular component (GO): plasma membrane
Molecular function (GO): G protein-coupled receptor activity
Source: RefSeq, a predicted model, not a curated record